AUGGUCUGUGGUAAUACAAUGAUCAAGAAAGAAUGCCUUAUUCUGAAACUCUGUUUGUUAUGCAUAACAAUCCGCUUAACAUUCAGUGAAACUUUGUUAUCUUCUGAUUUCCUGAGGAUUGACGAGACAAUAACCUGUCUUUCAAACUCUUGUGAAGAUAUUCAAAUCAUGGAAUUCGGCUUUUGUGGAGCACAAGCAAGUCUCACCUAUGAACAUUUGGAUCAAGGAACUUUAACAGUUAAAUUUGAAAGAAUUUAUGAGGUAGUUGAAAAACUUCUGAACAGACGCAAUAAAACAGAGUACUUUGCAUUCGUUUCCUUAUUGGUUACAGAAGAGAACUCUAUACAAUGGUUAACAUUAUUUCGAGAUGUAGAAUAUUUAGUUGAAGGCAGAAGAAUGGUCGGUGAACACACGGUUCUUGCUUUAGGACACGAAAGAUUAGCGAAGAAAGCAACUCAUAAAAUAACUCAGUGGAAUUAUUACCUUUUAUACGUUGAUGACUACACACAAUUACCUCUGGAUUGUGACGAUCCACCAACAAAAAUUACCAUAAAGUCGAUAAAGCCACCACAUUGGAUUAUACUUGGCAGAGUAUAUUAUACAGUAACAGAACCAAAUUGGAGACAAUAUGAAAGCCUUCAUAAAAAUUAA
Messenger RNA from Trichobilharzia regenti, 651 nucleotides. The record is from the annotation of a GenBank genome assembly. Lineage: Eukaryota; Metazoa; Platyhelminthes; Trematoda; Strigeidida; Schistosomatidae.